ACGACAUCCUUUAUCGAUUAAAGUCCUUUAGUUUUUCUAUUUAUAUCUACAAAUCUAGCUCAAGAACCCCUCGCAAGCUUCCUCUAAUCAGACCCUUGUCAGUUCGACCCGCCCAAGCAGAGCACUAGAGAGACCGUGCUAGAAAUCAUUUGUUCAGAGCUGGCGCGAAGCAGUAGCGAAUUAAUUGCAUUUCAAUCGCAAAAGUUACCUACAUAUCGAACUGGGUCCAGAAAACCACGGUACAAUUUCUGGCCAUUUUGGGUCACUUUGUUCACAACGAAAACACAAUUACAUUUAUGUAGUCACGGUUGAGCAGUUUAUGUACUAGGCAGCGAAGAGAGAGCCAUACAGUUCAUAUUACAUCCCCAUGACAAAUUUGAUAUUCACUUUAAUUUAAUAUUCAUUAGUAAUCAAUUAUUAAAACCACCUAUUAUAGUGCGCGCCACUUCACCUUUUAACAGACACCAUUGGACCCAAAAUUCAGAGAAACAAGAAUCUUCUUACACAUCGAUUAAAACAGGCUACCAUUUGAGUACAACUCGCAAAUACGUUGUCAAACAACCCCAAAAAGUCAAAGAUUUCGUUUGAAUGUACAAAUAAAAGCGAAGGACAGACGACUCAUUAUUUGUCGGCAAUUCCAGAAUUGCGUAUGUUUAAUUGUGACAUCCUGCCAAUUACCCCAAAUUCAGUUAAACUCGAUCUUAACUUGGGUCGCGACGCGAUCGUCUCAACAUCACGCCAUUGAAGUUGUCGUCAGAACAUGGAGGAUUUAUUGCCGUAUGCAUUGCCUUACACACUUUCCACACUAUUUUACAUUGUGUGCGCAUUUGGCCUUGCGGAGUGUUUUUUCUACGGAAACUUCCCUAAUCACUACAACAGUCUGAGCAAAGCUCAAAAAUUGGAAUGGCUUUCAAAUUUCGGCUCUUCUAUCAACAGUCUGCUAGCUGGUCUGGGAGCACUGAUUGGACUGUUUCUACCUUUAGCUCUCGAACAGCAAUUCUCAAUCAUCCGUUACGUGGUCAUCUCAAUUACUGGUUACUCUCUCGGAGACACUCUAUUCCGAAUCUACCAUCGCAAGACGCUCGACAAGCCUUCCUUCCAGAACUUUCUUAUUUUUCAUCACAUUUUAGCGGCUGUUGCAGUCCAGGUUGCAGUGAUGCACAAAGAGGCGCUUCAGGCUAAGUUUCUUUUCAUCCUAAUGGAGCUCUCGACUAUCUUCAUCAACAUUCGAUCCAUGCUGCUGGACGCCAAAAUCAAGCGAUCAUCACUUUUGUACCAGACUAUGUCUCUUACCAUGAUGGGCAUGUACUUUGUCAGUCGGAUUGCCCCCAUUCCCAUGGAGUACUACUUGAUAGUGUACAGAUGUCUAUACAUCGGAGACAUCUGCAGUCCCGAAACUGCUUUCUUCAUGGGUCUCAACUCAAUUCCUUACAACUUUCUCACAAUUGCUAACCUCUACUGGUUCAAGAAAAUAGUGUUCGGACUCAUAAUCCAUCUUAAAAAGAUGAAGGAUCCAAAAGGUCUGGACUCAAUCGAAAACGAACUUUUCGGAGAUGCUGACUAGCCAAUACUUUCAGGAAAAAAUGCUCAAAUUCAUCACAAUUUUUAUUAAAUUAUCUUUCGAUAUGAUUUUUAAUGCAACAAUUUCGACGUCAAAACUAUAUUUGCUAAUUUCAUUCAUGUUCAUCAGCCAAGCUAAGUUUUUAAUUUUAAUUUCUGUCAUUUUCAGAAUCAAGUGUUUGUACUUUUGAA
This is a messenger RNA of Symsagittifera roscoffensis, 1752 nucleotides long. RefSeq lists its product as uncharacterized. NCBI's taxonomy places the organism in Eukaryota, Metazoa, Xenacoelomorpha, Acoela, Convolutidae. The record is from RefSeq and is a predicted model, not a curated record. The transcript is spliced from 3 exons. Gene Ontology annotation, biological process: lipid homeostasis. Gene Ontology annotation, cellular component: membrane; endoplasmic reticulum. Bases 761 to 1564 code for a protein of 267 amino acids.